UUUCGCUUUAGCGCUUUCCAGCACUUCUAGUGAAAAUUUACAAAAACAAGCGACGGUCACACCGGUUCCGACUAUUGAUUGAAAUAAAAUUUUUUUCCUGUUCCGAUGCAAAGUAAACCAUAAAAAUCCAUUGUGAAAAUUUGUGGGGUGGUGGGUGCCAAAACGGAUACUCAAUAGGCGAUAGUCGUAGUAAAGAGAGCGGCGAAGAGAGUGCGCAGCGGGCAGAGCAUGUACUGGAUGUAAAAGCGGCCGAAGAGAGCGCGCACCAAGCACAUACACUUUCGCGCAAUACACACGCAAGCCGAAAAGGACGAAGCAGAGCUUUUCUGGGGAAACUAGGAUAAAGAAUAACGUGGGUAUUUGGCCAAAAUGAAUCCGGCGGUGGAUGCGUGGGCGGUGACCCCGAGGGAGCGACUGAAGUACCAGGAGCAGUUCAAGGCGCUCCAACCGCAGGCAGGAUUCGUGACCGGCGCCCAGGCCAAGGGAUUCUUCCUGCAGUCGCAGCUGCCGCCGCUGAUCCUGGGUCAGAUCUGGGCUCUGGCGGACACCGAUUCCGAUGGCAAGAUGAACAUUAACGAGUUCAGCAUAGCCUGCAAGCUGAUCAACCUCAAGCUGCGCGGCAUGGACGUGCCCAAGGUCUUGCCGCCCAGCCUGCUGGCCUCCCUCGCCGGCGAUGGCCAGAAGACGCCCUCGAUGACGCCACGUGGCUCCACCAGCUCGAUGAGCCCUCUGGAUCCGCUCAAGGGAAUGGUGCCUCCCGUUGCCGCAGUGGUUCCUGCUCCCGUGGUGGCCCCUCCACCUCAGGUUGCCCCGGCUGCCAUCAUCUCGCCACCUGGCGUCGUCGACCUGGCCAAGGUUCCGGCGGUCCCAACGCCGCCUUCCAGCAACCCACCCAGUCGACACAUGUCCAUCUCGGAGCGAGCACCCUCCAUCGAGUCUGUGCAAGGUGAAUGGGCCGUUCCAGCUGCCCAAAAGCGCAAAUACACGCAGGUAUUCAAUGCCAAUGAUCGCACUCGAUCCGGAUACUUGACCGGAGCCCAGGCACGCGGCGUUCUGGUGCAGAGCAAGCUGCCGCAAGUGACGCUGGCCCAGAUCUGGACACUGUCCGACAUCGAUGGCGAUGGACGGCUCAACUGCGACGAGUUCAUUCUGGCCAUGUUCUUGUGCGAGAAGGCCAUGAGUGGUGAAAAGAUCCCUGUUACUUUGCCACCGGACUGGGUGCCGCCCAACUUGCGCAAGAUUAAGUCGCGGCCGGGAUCGGUUUCUGGGGUAGUGUCACGACCUGGCUCGCAGCCCGCCUCCCGACACGCCUCCGUGUCGUCGCAGGGCGGAGUGGGAGCCGUGGAUGCUGACCCAACAGCCGGAUUGCCCGGGCAAACAUCCUUUGAGGACAAGCGCAAGGAGAACUAUGUCAAGGGUCAGGCGGAGCUCGAUCGCAGGCGCAAGAUCAUGGAGGACCAGCAGCGCAAGGAGCGAGAAGAGCGGGAGCGCAAGGAGCGCGACGAAGCGGACAAGCGGGAGAAGGCUCGCUUGGAGGCCGAGCGGAAGCAGCAGGAGGAACUGGAACGACAGCUUCAGCGGCAGCGAGAGAUUGAACUGGAGAAGGAGGAGCAACGCAAGCGGGAACUUGAAGCCAAAGAGGCGGCCAGAAAGGAACUGGAAAAGCAGCGCCAGCAGGAAUGGGAGCAGGCUAGAAUUGCAGAGAUGAACGCACAGAAGGAGAGGGAACAGGAGCGUGUCCUCAAGCAAAAGGCACACAACACACAGCUGAAUGUGGAGCUGAGCACACUGAAUGAAAAGAUCAAAGACCUUUCGCAGAGGAUUUGCGACACUCGCGCUGGCGUGACCAAUGUAAAGACGGUAAUCGAUGGCAUGCGCACUCAGCGCGACACUUCCAUGUCCGAAAUGUCGCAGCUGAAGGCGCGCAUCAAGGAGCAGAACGCCAAGCUGCUGCAGCUCACCCAGGAGCGGGCCAAGUGGGAUGCCAAGAGCAAGGCCAGCGGUGCUGCCUUGGGCGGCGAGAAUGCGCAGCAGGAGCAACUGAACGCGGCUUUUGCCCACAAGCAGUUGAUUAUAAACCAAAUCAAAGACAAGGUCGAGAACAUUGGGAAGGAGAUUGAGUCGAAGAAGGAGGACAUCAACUCCAACGAUGCGCAGAUGACCGAGCUCAAGGACGAGCUCUCCGCUCUGAUCACCAAGUGCGAGGAUCUGUACAAGGACUACGAUGUGCAGCGCACCGCGGUGCUGGAAUUGAAGUACAACCGCAAGAACGAGACGAGCAGCGCAACCUCGGCUUGGGACACGGGCAGCUCCAGUGCCUGGGGAGCUACGGACACAACUGCCGCCGAUCCGUAUGCAGGCAUGAGUAACGACAUCUCCGCCGUAGCCGCAGCUCCGGCUGUGGACUUGAGUGGACCGGCUCCCGAGGGAUUCGUGAAAUACCAGGCAGUGUACGAGUUCAAUGCGCGCAACGCCGAGGAAAUUACUUUCGUGCCGGGUGACAUAAUCCUGGUGCCAUUGGAGCAGAACGCCGAGCCGGGCUGGUUGGCUGGCGAGAUCAACGGCCACACCGGCUGGUUCCCCGAGUCCUAUGUGGAGAAGCUGGACGAUGGUGGUGCUGCUCCCGCAGCAGCCGUCGAACCAGAGGUGGUGGCCCAACAGGCAUCCGUGGCGGACACCUACAAUGACAAUAUCAACACCAGCGCGGCUCCGGCUGCUUCCGCCGAUCCGAGUGCCGCCGGUGAUGUGGAGUACUACAUAGCCGCCUAUCCUUAUGAAUCCGCCGAGGAGGGCGAUCUGAGCUUCAGCGCCGGCGAGAUGGUCAUGGUUAUCAAGAAGGAGGGCGAGUGGUGGACGGGCACCAUUGGCAGUCGCACCGGCAUGUUCCCCUCCAAUUACGUUCAGAAAGCGGACGUCGGCACGGCGAACACGGCGGCUGCGGAUCCGGUUGAAGCCCUGGAUCAGGAGACGACGUUGAACGGCAACGCUGCCUACUCCGCUGCUCCCGUGGAGACCCAGGAGGAGCAGCAGCAGCCACAGCAGCAGCAGCUGUUCCAGCCGCAGUCUGUCCAGGAGCACAGCGAACAGCCGAUCGCGAGCCCGGGCGUUGGCGCCGAGGAGGCGCACGAAGACCUCGACACUGAAGUUUCCCAGAUCAAUACACAGUCCAAGACACAAAGCAGCGAACCGGCCGAGAGCUACAGCCGCCCCAUGUCACGCACCUCUUCCAUGACACCCGGCAUGCGAGCCAAGCGGUCGGAGAUUGCGCAAGUCAUCGCUCCCUAUGAGGCUACCAGCACCGAGCAGCUGUCGCUGACGCGGGGCCAGCUGAUCAUGAUCCGCAAGAAGACGGACUCCGGCUGGUGGGAGGGCGAGCUGCAGGCCAAGGGUCGUCGCCGCCAGAUUGGCUGGUUCCCGGCCACCUACGUGAAGGUUCUCCAGGGAGGACGCAACAGCGGACGCAACACUCCCGUCUCCGGCAGUCGCAUCGAGAUGACCGAGCAGAUCUUGGACAAGGUCAUAGCUCUCUAUCCGUACAAGGCACAAAAUGACGACGAGCUGUCGUUCGAAAAGGACGACAUUAUUAGCGUCCUGGGUCGGGAUGAGCCGGAGUGGUGGCGCGGCGAGCUAAACGGCCUUUCCGGCCUGUUCCCCAGCAACUAUGUGGGCCCCUUCGUGACGUCCGGAAACGUAUAACGACCCUUCGGCUUUGGCCUUUAAGCGGUAUCAGGCACUCGCUUGCAAACAAAUCUACACGAUCCAUUGGGAAUUGGGUUAUAUCUUAAGAUCAGCAGCAGCAGCAUCAAUAUCCUCCGUAACUACCUAUCCGGAAUUCGUGUUCUAGAAAGCCCAACUUUUGGCUAUUUACAUUGUUCACCAUAAAAGUUUGCCAUUCGACGUUUUUUUACAAAGUUUAUAUCCUCUUCGAUGUGAGAUUUCCCUAACUUGUUGAUAGGAUUAGUAAACAGAUCUCAUCUGAAGCCAUUCAUAGAAUCAAACAAUGCUCUCAUGUUCGUAACAAAUCAAACGAAAGAUACAACCGAAAUCUAAUAAGUCACGUUUUAAAGGAUUUAUAUAGUAACAUGCAUUUGGUAACAACAAAAUACAUAGGGAUAUCAUAUGACGGUUACAAUUUCGUUGUAUUAGAUGUGUUUAUCGAUCGACAACCAGAAUAUUCAAAAGUUUUUUCCCCCAAAUGCUACUACACAUACGCAUAUAGUAUCUAUAACGAUGGUUUUCUGUGUUUUCCAAUAAUAUCCGAAUAUAAUUGUAUAUAUUUCAAGUAAACCAACCAACCAGUGGGAGAAAAGUAUGAAUUAUUGUUAACUAAAUAUUAAGCAUGAUGACCAUUCUCUUAUAUCUUAAUGAAAACUAUAAAGACAGCAAGAAUAAUGGAAUGACGAGAGAUACGAGUAUAUUAGCUUACACAUACGGGCAACAGUAUUGAUAAUAUUAAAGAUAUUUGUAAUGGCUUAACUUCUUUUUUUGAUUAACGUACUUGAUUUAAAAACUAAUUUAAGCGCUUGUCUCAACUGCCAUAAUUGUAUUUAUUUAAUGUCUAUUGUCUUACUGAUGAAUGUUAAAAUUGUUUGCCGCUAGUUUAAAGUAUCUGUAUCGGAAGCAUAGGAAUGGAUGAGAUGUAAAAAUUGAGUAUGUACAAAAUCAACAUAGAGACGUUCUUUCAACUCGAUUGGAAUGGUAGACAGAUAUACAGAUAUAGUAUCUUAGAGGGCCACGUUAUGCUGUUCGAAUCUGUUUAUGCUAGUUACAGUUAGUCUAUUUAACAAAAUCACUCACAUACAUACAUAUAUAGUACGUACUAUAUGUAUCUACGCUAUCUCGUACAUAUGAAGAAACACUGUCGAAUGCCUUUCAAAAAAUGAUAACCAAAAAAGUCACCUUACAUGGAUUAACUUAAUCGUAACUUGUUAUUGCAUACCACGACUAUUUAUGCGUCUAUAGCUCUAUUAAACGAAACCAAAGUAAAGAAUCGUUAUAAGCCCCGCAUAGCGCCGAUCAGUUAGCUGAAUGAAUAAUCCCGAUUGAUCGACGGCUGGGCGGGGAAAUUCUAAAAGCAUAAAACACAUAUUUAUGUAGCUAAUGUUGGGUUGAUUAUUGAUUCCACAUAUAUGUACUAAUAAAUUUAAACGAACCACAAAACUAAGCAUAUACAUACUACGUAUAUAGAGAAAGUACUAAAAUUUCUUUAGAAAAGCAAAAAACAAAAGCGAAAAUGUUAAUUGAGAUAAUCGUACAUUCCGAGUCCCACAUAUACACCCCCGCAUACAUAUAAUGCUCAUAUAAGCGUACUUGUUUAAUCGUUACGAAAGUUAAUUAAUGUAAACAAUGCUUAAGAUUAAUAACCGUCGAGGAGGAUUCUGGACGCAUUAGCACACUCACCUACACUGAGACUCACUUUAAACGCGAAAUGGUGACCAUCGAUAUAUUUACCUAUAUACAAGCCGAACCGAGGAGAACUUAUAAGAGUCUCCUACAGACACACAAUGCAUACGAGUAAAUAUAAAAUGAACUCUUUGAGAAAACCAAACUAACAAAUACCAUAAAACAUAUUGAAAUAUAUCAGUUUCAAACAUAAUUAGAAAAAAAGUAAAAAAGGGAAAACCAAAAAUAUUAAAUUAAAUUAUGAAAAUAACAAAUUACACAUAUUUGGUGCA
This is a messenger RNA of Drosophila ficusphila, 5675 nucleotides long. RefSeq names its product intersectin-1 (gene Dap160). Gene Ontology annotation, cellular component: presynaptic membrane; plasma membrane; cytoplasm. Gene Ontology annotation, molecular function: protein binding; calcium ion binding; molecular adaptor activity. Lineage: Eukaryota; Metazoa; Arthropoda; Insecta; Diptera; Drosophilidae. The record is from RefSeq and is a predicted model, not a curated record. The transcript has 12 exons. Bases 370 to 3696 code for a protein of 1108 amino acids. Gene Ontology annotation, biological process: endosomal transport; clathrin-dependent synaptic vesicle endocytosis.